Ostrea edulis (European flat oyster) is the source of this 960-nucleotide messenger RNA. RefSeq lists its product as uncharacterized. NCBI's taxonomy places the organism in Eukaryota, Metazoa, Mollusca, Bivalvia, Ostreida, Ostreidae. The transcript is spliced from 4 exons. The record is from RefSeq and is a predicted model, not a curated record. Bases 77 to 868 code for a protein of 263 amino acids.
AUUAGGUUUGAGUCGAAACAGGACGGAAAUCCCAAUUUUUUUAAAAUAACAUUAAUCUUCAUCGACAAUUUUCAAAAUGACUAAAGUUCUAUUUCCAAUUUUACUAUACUGCAAAAUGAUAGCAGGACAAGUGCGGUGUAUCGGGGAGGAAGGCCUGAGAUGUUGUGAGGGAUAUAUAUGGAACAAUGAAACAAAGAACUGCAUAAAAUGUCAAACGGGCUACAUUGGAUCAUCCUGUGAAAUAAAAUGCCCUUUUCCAGCAUACGGAGAAAUUUGUCAGGGAACGUGUGAUUGUAUUAAAACUUCCUGUCAUUUUGCCAUGGGGUGUGUAUCAGACAUUCCUAGUACAGGAAAAGGCAACAAUUACAAUAUAUUAACAACAGAGAACCAAAUCAAGGAAAUAUAUAUCACAGCUGUUUCUAACGACAAAUCACCAAACCAAACUAACGAGGAAAUUGAUAACUCAGGUGCUCCAAAUGACGAGAACAAAACACAAACGGAUGAAUCAACUAAAACUUUGCUCUUCAUUCUCGUGGGUAUAAACUCAAUUGUAGUGUUAGUUGUUCUCGUCUACAUUUGUAAACGCAUUCUCACGAAAUCCGACCAUCUUAGUGUACCAAAGUCUUCAAACGUCGCUGAAAGUGUGUUCGACACAGCAGAGUAUCCGGAAAGGAAUGUUGCUUAUCAUGUUGAUGCAGACCGACAGUACGACACAGUGGAUACCAUUUCAUCUGAACAAACUGCAGACAAUCGUAGUUUGGAAAUCAAGGGUAUUUCGCAGGAAACGUUUUUAGAAGAUGUUAGUAUUGAGAACAUUGAAGAAACGGGACUAUAUCUGAUACCACUGGCUACAAACACGACAUACUAAUCAUAUCAAUUCAAAUCACUGUUGUGACAACCCUUUGUUUUAUGUAUACAUGUUUAUUUUCUAACAAAAUGAUACAUAUGUCAUGAAGUCGU